AGUUAGUUCACAUUUUGUAGUCAACCAAAACGCACGCACGUCUCGUGUCAUUUUUCGUUUUGUCGAAGUAUAUUUAUCCAACACCAGCUACAACACCUAAAAAAAACCAUUCAAUUUAUUUCGAAACGAUAUUUUAUUUAUAUUCCUGCGGAUCUAAUGAAAAAUAACGCAUUAUUAUCAUUUGAAAAGAAAACUGUGCAUGUCUGAAAGUGUUCAAAGCCAACAAUAAUAUUCUUAUGAUGAUUUUUUGAACGUCGAUGAACUAUCAAAAGUGAGUGUAUUUGGAGACACAUUACAAAAAAUCGAGUGGCUGAACAUUGCUUCGAAUUGAUGAAAAUUCAUUGGAAAUAAGUGAAGUUUGAACAAUCAUAAUUGAAGAAUGAACUGUCCAAAAAAUGAAAAAGUUACAUAAGGAAAAUCUUUCAAGUGAUAUUGGUGAUAUUCUAUGAAAUAACUUACAAACGAAAUGAAUUACCAAUUCUAAAAGUCACAGCGAAAUGAGUUUUGAAACCAAUCGAAUAGUGUCAUACAUUUUUACUUCAGCAUAAAGGGAUUAAGGAAUGAAUUAAAGCUGAGUCUCCGCUGAAAACAGUUCAAUUUAAGCAAUAUUUAUGCACAACCAGACACACACGCACAAACAGACACACUUUCAGACCACUUCUUUUGUGAACAUCAGUGAGAUCGAGGUUUUCUCCAAUUAAGUUUUCUGCUAUUUGUAUUCUGUAGUCUUUACUUUGGAUUCAAUGCAUCAGAUUACUGACAACGUCCAGAAUAAAUGAUAAAGAUAACAUCCGAACACCGGACCACUUGAAUCAUUAUGGAAAUAUUAAUGACAAAAAUAUCAAAGAUGCUAGUUCACGUGUUGAUUAUCGUAGCCAUCCUGGGAGCACAAGUGCAAGGACUGGCCAAUUGUCCGCAGGGCUGUAAAUGUGAUGACCGAACGCUGGUCGUCAACUGUGGCGAAGGACAGCUUGAUGUAUUGCCAAUCGCAUUAAAUCCGUCAAUACAACGUUUAGUAAUAAAAAAUAACAAAAUCAAGACCAUCGAUUCAUCCAUCCAAUUUUAUGCUGAGCUCAUUUAUUUGGAUUUGAGCAUAAAUCAUCUAUUCAACAUUCCGGGCCGGACAUUUUAUUAUCAAAAGAAAUUAGAAGAAUUACAUUUGAAUCACAACAAAAUUAGUUCCAUCACCAAUCGAACAUUUGUUGGCCUCAAUUCAUUGACGGUAUUGAAUUUAAGAGGCAAUUUUUUGGACACAAUCGAACGCGGAACCUUUUCGGCGCUACAAAAAUUGGAAGAAUUGAAUUUGGGCCAAAAUCGCAUAUCACGCAUUGACAUUGGAGCUUUCGACGGUUUGCCCAAUUUGCGCGUUCUCGUCCUUGAUGAUAAUCAGUUAUCGGCUGUUCCAUCCGAAGCGCUAGCACCGUUAACCAAUUUGGCCGAAUUAUUCUUGGGCAUCAAUUCAUUCCGCACCAUACCGACUGGUGCAUUCCAAAUGCUUACUCGUUUAACUAGUUUGGAUUUGAAUGGAGCAGCUCUAUUGAAUAUUUCAUUGGGCGCUUUCCACGGACUCGAAAAUUCACUACGCCAAUUGCAAUUGUCCGAUAAUCGUUUGCAACGAAUUCCAACCAUUCAUAUGAGCGAAUUGUCACGAUUGGAAGACCUAUCGUUGGGACAAAAUGACUUUGAAAUCAUUCCAGAGGGUGCAUUUGUCGGAUUGAAAAACUUACGUCGUUUGGAAAUCAGCGGAUCGAUGCAUUUGAGAAAAAUUCAAGCCGGCGCAUUUGCGACCAACACAAAUUUAGAGUCGAUCAGAAUAGCCUCGAAUAAAAUGCUAACAGACGUGCAGGAAGGAGCAUUGAGUGGGUUACCACACUUGAAACAUGUUAUAUUACGUGACAAUGCAUUGACAACGCUCGACGAAGGUCUGUUCCCAUGGAGUGAGCUGCUCACAUUCGAUUUAUCGGAAAAUCCAAUUGUUUGCGAUUGUCGGGUCUUGUGGUUGCGAAAUUUGCUUAUUAUGAAAAACUCUAGUCAAUUGCCAAACGAUCAGCAAGACAACACAAUAUUUUGUCACGCUCCCGAGCGCCUCCGUGCCGAGCCCUUGGUUGCAAUCUCACCGUCCCUAUUGGGAUGUUCGCAUUCAACAUCGCGACGCCAAGCAAUGUUUGGAACUUUCUUAGUUGGAGUAGCAGCAACUAUUACAUCACUUGCUUUGCUCUUGUACCGGUAUCGUCGACAAAUACGAGCAAUUCUCAAGGGCCGUUGUACGGAUUCAAGUCCACUCGGUCCAAAAGAGCGUGAAUAUCAAAAGAGCUACUACGACGAAGAUUCAUUUUUAUCACGUCAUACGUACGCACAAGCAACUAAUCAGCAUCCGUGCAAUUUGGCUGCACACCCAACCACAUUGAACCAUUACUACUACACACCAAUUCAUCGUCCAUGUCCACCUAUUACGGAAUUAUGACAAUCAAUUGCUCCUCCAUUGCCACCAAGAGGACCUCAAAUGCAUCUGUUCAGUAGCAGUAAUACGAGUAAUGCAAGCAAUAGCAGCGUUAUUAAUAGCGACUAUGGAUGCGGCAGUGGCAAUAGUGGAGCACAAAAUGACAUCUCAGCCAACAGCACAUCAUCGACCACGUUCCUUCACCAAGAUCAACUCAGUACUCAUUCCUUUGGUUUCAAGAGCUUGCGUCGACAAUAAGUCAAGAAUUACAAACGAAGCGCCCCAGCAAUCGACGGAAAAAACGACCAAUUUUAACGUCCUCGUGUAAAUAAUGAAAUGUAAAUAAUGUUUUAUAUCGGAAGUGAUCUGAACACUACGUGAAAAAUGACUGCAGUAUAUGGCCAAUGAAGCGAAACAACCAACAAUACACUAAGAAACAGAAAAUCCAAAGUUAACAAUCGAUUUUGCAAGCAUGAAUAUUAUCACGGCUAGCUGUCGACACACAACAUUUAAUUUAAGAUUUUUUAAAUUCCGUUCGACAAGAGAGCCAUCAAUGACCUCUAUUGAGCUGUUUGCAAAGCUCAUAUGCCCUGGUCACAAACAAAGUUUAGUGUGUAAUCAAAACAAGUUAUUUAAUUCGUAUGUGCGAUCAAUUAAAAGGAAUCAUUUACCCAAAUUUAUCCCAGUUUAUCACACAAUGUAUUGCUUAUCAAUUUCACUAAUUUAAUUGGAUAUUGUCAUACAUAAUAGAAUAUAGAGAUACGAAUGAAAAUUGAAAAUAAAGUCCAAGCACUGAUCAAUUUAAAUUUAACUAAAGCUUAGUUUACAGUUCGGCAAUGAACAAAUUUCACGGCAUUAACAAACAAAUAAAUUGUAAAUGAAUCGCAAUGCAUGAUUUCGUCAGAAAUUUUUAGCAUUUUGAAGAGAAAAAAAAAUGUAUAUCCAAUGAUGCAUUGGUUCAGUAACAAUAGUUUGAAUGUUCUUCAUCACCAGAAAGUUUGUUGUUUGUCUUGAAAAUCUUAAUUAACUAGAAAUUAUGUAGAUUACGAAAAACAUUUAAUUUUUUGAUAUCGAGGUUAUUGGAUCCGUUACUGAACCAAAUGCUGUUAUGAAAUUAAAAGAAAAUCUUCGCUGAAGUGUAAACUAGGCUAAGGCUGUAAAGGAUUUUUUUCCCAAUUAAUAUGACUUUUUCAUAUUAGCCACUUAUACAUAGAAGUUUUAGUAAAAAAAAUAUAAAGAGAUAAGCAAAAUGACAAACGGCCAGAGAUAUAAUGAGUAAAUUGAUGUUUUCUCUGAUUUCAAUUUUUAAUUUCAUUUUCAUGCGUAGAAAAUUGUAAUUAAAAUGAAUAUGUACGUACUAUGUACGAAUAAAACUGAACAAACUAUUUGUUGGCAGUGUACAUUUUAAUCAUAUUUAAUUAACUUAGUUUCGAAACAAAUAUAUUUAAACAAUUCACUGUAAAAAAUUUAAUAAUUAAAAUAAUAUAUCAAAUCUA
Molecule: messenger RNA, 3936 nt
Organism: Sitodiplosis mosellana (orange wheat blossom midge)
Lineage: Eukaryota; Metazoa; Arthropoda; Insecta; Diptera; Cecidomyiidae
Product: chondroadherin-like
Exons: 3
Coding region: 818-2464 (548 amino acids)
Cellular component (GO): plasma membrane
Molecular function (GO): protein binding
Source: RefSeq, a predicted model, not a curated record